AAACAUUGCACCACUGACAUCCUCCACAGUGUUGUACAGUAGAAAACACCGUCAAUUAUGUUCAUAAGAAAUCCUGGAAGAUUAAAAAUUGCAGGAAAUUAUCGAAUUAAUCAACCGAUAGAGAAUUUCAAAUUGAGAGUAAAGAUCGUCCAGCAGACGUCCCUAUUGUCGGAAUUAUUCGAGUCAGAGUGCGAAACUAGGGACUCAAAUUUUCUGGAAACUGAGGAGAGAACCUUCACCUGGCAAGAGAAAGUCCUGAGUCCCUUUGAAGUUAAUUUCUACAAAGAGGAGAAGAAUUGCAUCAAGGAUACCCACAAGAAAUAUCGCGAGAGAAUAAUCAAAGAUGAUAUCAAAGGCUCACGACUAUUCACCUACACAGCUGAUGAUUCCUACCAUCGAAGUGCGACUCCAACAACGAAGGAAGGAUAUAAAUCUUAUCUAUCAUCAAAGAAUGAAACGGCUCUUCCAGCGAUGCGAAAUCGAAAGCCAUUUGCCAAACGAUACAACAAAAAAAUCAUUGAGUCGCGCCCAUCCACGAAUACGAUAAGGACGAAUCAUUAUUUGUACAGGAACAUGAAGACGAUGUACAUAAUAGCUGAUCUCACCUCCAAGGACGAAGCCCUUGGUAUCUGUGAAGACUCCGAGAGUCUUUUGUGCACGAUAACACUCGAUGAAGCUGGAAAACUCCUCACUGUCGAUCCGGAUUUCAGCAACGAGUGCUACACCAUUGAUGCCACUGGAAUGAGCUAUGACUUCUGGAUCGAACACAUCUCCGAAGGACAAACAGAGGAUGAGAAACAAAUGCAGAGAGAGCUGCUUCGUCACGAAUUAAACGAGAAACUACUGUACAAAGAAGCAGAAAUGUUUUCUGAAAUUAACUUACCACCACCUCACGUACUCCGGCUUUACCUGACGUUGGAUAUGACAAGAGCUCGUGGUUUCCCGUAUGAUGCCCUGUUCCUCACCUAUUUGAUUGAUCUCCCGAAAUAUUGGAGUACGAGUGAAGCGAAUAAACUGUCAGGGAGGACACAGAGAUGCAGAAUGAUGAAUGGCAUUGCUAAUUUUAGCUUUGUUACCGAACUGACGCUUGAUUUCGAUUUGAAUUGUUUGGAUGAUGAAAAUGUGAUACCUGCAUGGCCACAGGUGCUCAUUGCUGCUGCGUCACUCGAUAAGUGGACCAGAUAUAGAAUUGAAGGAUAUGCAACUCAAGCCCUAUCUCCAACUCCAGGCAGGUAUAUCUAUCAAUUAAAAACGUGGCGACCAGUGGCUGGAUUUAUCAACACUUUGCGACGUUUUUUCACCGGGGGAAUAGCGGAAUUAGAAGAUCUCACCUAUUGUGGAAUUCCCCGAGGCGAGAACGGCCCGAUAGUCGAUAAAUCACAGUUGAAAGCUGUGCCAGGUGGUUUCAUCGACAUUGAGAUGAACAUCGUUCAUCAGAGUAGAGAUUUUUCGAAGAAUCGAAGGAUUUCCAGGGAUACACUCGACAGAUUAUCAGCAGGGACACUCAUUAACACAGUGGAUACUGUUCUCGAGCAGUUUAAAGCAGCCAGGGAACGUAUGAUUCGUGCAAGAGCCAUGUGCUCGUAAUGGCAGUGAUUUCCUCAAUCCUAUGGCCCUGUUCAUGUAAUGAUUUUUUAUUUUGCUUGUUAAUAAAAAAAGUCUAGAAAA
Diachasmimorpha longicaudata is the source of this 1668-nucleotide messenger RNA. It is a transcript of the gene Mks1, whose product is annotated as tectonic-like complex member MKS1. Gene Ontology annotation, cellular component: MKS complex. Lineage: Eukaryota; Metazoa; Arthropoda; Insecta; Hymenoptera; Braconidae. The transcript is spliced from 4 exons. The record is from RefSeq and is a predicted model, not a curated record. Gene Ontology annotation, biological process: cilium assembly. Bases 58 to 1587 code for a protein of 509 amino acids.